Molecule: messenger RNA, 3108 nt
Organism: Anopheles nili
Lineage: Eukaryota; Metazoa; Arthropoda; Insecta; Diptera; Culicidae
Product: sodium-dependent neutral amino acid transporter B(0)AT3
Exons: 9
Coding region: 1-2160 (719 amino acids)
Biological process (GO): sodium ion transmembrane transport
Cellular component (GO): membrane
Source: RefSeq, a predicted model, not a curated record
AUGGCCAACACUGCGCAUCUGUUCCGCAGGCAGAGCUCCCGGGACCUGAUCCAGCAGGCGACCGUGCGCAGCUUGGAUGAGCUCGAGUUAAGGGAGCUACGUAGCCGGCUGGUGAGGACGGAGAACGGUUCGCAAAAUGUGGUGUAUGGUGCUACGAACCAGGCGUUCGUUAGUGAUGACGACCCACCGAUGGGGCGCAUACUGGACAUUGGACCAUCGACGGCUGGUCCGGCUACGAAGGAUGUCCGGAAGCUUGCCAUGCAGGCGUCGGUUGUGUCGCAACACCAGCAGCAAGAGGCAGCCAUCGUCGAGCGUCCGGAAGAUGAGCGAGAAAGCUGGGACAGCAAGUGGACGUUUCUGCUCGCCACGAUUGGAUACGCUGUUGGUUUAGGCAACGUAUGGCGCUUUCCCUACUUGGCGCAAAAGAAUGGUGGUGGCGCCUUUCUGGUGCCCUACUUCGUGAUGCUUCUUCUGCAGGGGUUACCCAUCUUCUACCUGGAGCUGGCGAUCGGUCAACGGCUGCGUAAGGGCGCGAUCGGUGUGUGGCAUGAGGUGUCGGCCUAUCUUGGCGGUAUCGGCAUCUCGUCCGCAUUCGUGAGCUACAUCGUGGCGCUCUACUACAACACCAUUAUCGCCUGGUGCCUGAUCUACCUGCUGCACAGCUUCGAAACGCCUCUACCAUGGGCCGAAUGCCCGAAGCGUCUGUUUAAGAACUUCACGUACGACAUUGAGCCUGAAUGCGUAGUGUCAUCGCCAACCAAGUACUACUGGUACCGUGAGACGCUGCAGGUUUCACCAAGCGUUGACGAUCCUGUGCAGAUCAACUACACUGUUGCACUUGCGCUUAUUACCGCCUGGUCGCUCGUGUACCUCUGCAUGGUACAGGGCAUCACCGAGUCUAGCAAGAUCGUCUACAUUACCGCCAUCUUUCCCUACGUUGUGCUCAUUAUAUUCUUUUUCCGUGGCAUUACGCUCAAAGGAGCAUCGGAUGGUAUCGCACAUCUCUUUACACCUCGAUGGGAAUCGAUCCUUGAACCGGUCGUGUGGCUGGAGGCUGGCACACAAAUUUUCUUCUCGCUUGGUUUGGCUUUUGGCGGUCUGAUUGCAUUCAGCUCUUACAAUCCUGCUAAUAAUAAUUGCUACCGGGAUGCACUCGUUGUGUCAAUAACCAAUUGCUCCACGUCUAUGUUCGCCGGUGUGGUUGUGUUUUCGGUGAUCGGAUUCAAGGCUACUUCCAUUUACGACAGUUGUGUUGAGGAACGAUCGGAAUUAAUACGUCAAAAUAAGUCACACGAUAUGUUACCGGUGUGCGAUCUGCAAAAGGAGCUUGAGAAUAGCGCAUCCGGUACGGGGCUGGCGUUCAUCAUUUUCACGGAAGCCAUCAAUCAAUUUCCCGCUGCACAGCUCUGGGCAGUGCUUUUCUUCCUGAUGCUGUUCACCCUUGGCAUUGACUCGCAAUUUGGCACACUGGAGGGCGUCAGCACGUCCCUGAUGGAUAUGAAGCUGUUCCCCAACGUCCCAAAGGAGAUGAUAACAGGGGGUCUGUGCUUUUCAUGCUGCAUAUUGUCACUGUGCUUUGCCAACGGCGCUGGAAGCUACAUUUUCCAGCUGAUGGACAGCUUUGCCGGCAGUUACACGUUACUAAUCAUUGCGUUCUUCGAGUGCAUCGGUGUUAGCUAUAUCUACGGGCUUAAGAGGUUUGCGGACGACAUUGAGCUGAUGACUGGUGCGCGACCGAGCUUGUACUGGAUGUUAUGCUGGAAGUAUAUUUCGCCGAUCGCAAUGAUCACGAUCCUGGUGGCUUCCUUCCUGGAGCUAGCCUCUGAAGGUAGUAGCUAUCCAGGAUGGAACGCGCUUACCGGCAGUACGGACAAGCUAGAGUGGCCCCACUGGUGCAUCGUGGUGGCGAUAAUGCUGAUACUCGUGUCCAUUCUCUGGAUUCCAGGUGUAGCCAUCUGUCGGUUAUGCGGCAUCAACGUGAUCGAGGACUCCGAACCGGCUUGGUUCCCGUCAGCGGAACUACGCGACGUACAUGGUAUCGUGCCUCACGAGCCAACCGACAUCGAAAUAUCUCUGUUCUGCAUACGCGCCGACGGUUCUGAGGGACUCUGCUGCCCGACCUACGGACCACGUGAGCAGCCACUUGACGAGGAAGAGUAAAGCGUGGAUGACUGUGGAAUUGUGCACCUACAGGAUGUAAAAAGAAACCAACGUCUCUCCUGCCCAUGAUUACGUAAAUUAGUGAACCAGAUCCGAGUACCAGCGAACCAUUAAAGUUUUUUUUUCUUCUCACAUUUCUCGUCUGAGACGUGCAAGCGGCUCGGGGACGUGUUUGAAGAAAUGCAACCACACCUACGCCCACACAAAUAUAUACACAUAUACAUAAUCUAGACACAGCUACUCAUAGCUUUAAUGGUUCGACAGUUGGAAAGCCAUCCUACGCCAUUUUAAGUAUGAAUGUUCGAAUUUAGUGUUUAAACGUAAAAGCAAGCAAGCCAAAUCUCAAACAAAAGCAGUAAAAAAAAUCAGAACAGUGCAAAACGUCUCCCGGAGGAGGGCGUAACUGACAAGACUUGAAGAUUAUACAAACAUCCAUCAUCAAUUAGCACUGUUAGUCCACCAUAUAGUCGCUAACCUACCGACUUUGGCAUAUCAAUGUGUUCCCAAUCGACGGUUAUUUAUUGUUGGGAUGUUCUUACCAUUACCAAAAAAAAAGGAACCUCUCGAGCUCCUACCCACGUUCGUACUAGUCCAUCUGUCGGGGGCUAGAGCCCUCCGUUAUAUAGAAAUCUGACAAUAACUGUUGCCUAUCGCUGGUGGAGGCAGCAGGGUUAGAUCCCUGUCCUUCAAAGGACGCGCUCAGACGUGCGGCCAGUGAAAGCAGAUCCGACAAUAAAGCGCAACCAUGACUAUACCAUGUUUAUCUAGUGGUGAAAGCCAAACAAAAAAAAAGGAAAAAACAAUACGAAUCUAAGAAUCUUGAUUGUUGAAUGCAAUAUACAUACUAUAUACAUACACACUCGUAGAUACCUAUAUCUGUACAUAUAAGUAAUUUAUAAUAAAGGAUGACGUUGUAGAGUGGGUAUAAGGUGUUGCUAAACAACAUGA